This is a messenger RNA of Mucor mucedo, 627 nucleotides long. RefSeq lists its product as uncharacterized. The annotation marks the transcript as partial. Gene Ontology annotation, molecular function: methyltransferase activity. The transcript is spliced from 3 exons. The record is from RefSeq and is a predicted model, not a curated record. NCBI's taxonomy places the organism in Eukaryota, Fungi, Mucoromycota, Mucoromycetes, Mucorales, Mucoraceae.
UGUGGAAAUGGUGACUGGUGUGUGGAUAUUGCUAAACUCUUUCCAAAAUGGUUAGUGGUAGGCAUGGACGAUAAAUCCGGCAGUCCAAUUCGUGAUCAUCGCAAGGUUCCCAAAAACUUUAAAUAUCUUCUUUGCUAUCAUGAUGUAUUACGAACCCUGACUGAAAUACCCAAUGAAUCUUUUGAUUUAGUUUACAGUCGCUUCAUGAUGUUCAAUUACAAUGAUGAGGAUUAUGCUCGCUUGAUCAGGGAAUGUCAUCGUAUUUGUAAACCCGGUGGGUUUGUGGAAUUUUAUGAAUUAAAUUUAAGGAUUUAUGGUAAUCCACGUGCGGGUCCAGUCACCUAUCGGAUGAACUCAAAAGUGAUGAUGGAUAUGGAAGAACGCAAGUUAAACCCACGUUUAGGUAGAAAUUUAGGCGAGAUGGUAUCGCAAAAUCACAAAAAGGACCACUUUAAUUCGAAUUAUACCUCUUUACCUAUGGGCAAGUGGGGUGGUCGAUUAGGGGUCAUGUUUCGUGACGAUGUCUAUGAAAUAUUCUCUUCCUUUGAAGAGCUGUCUGAAGUAGUUAUCGAUACUGUUAGUGCAGAAAUAGAAGUACGAAAAUCCUUUAUGAAUCUACACUAUGUU